Molecule: messenger RNA, 1193 nt
Organism: Pollicipes pollicipes
Lineage: Eukaryota; Metazoa; Arthropoda; Thecostraca; Pollicipedomorpha; Pollicipedidae
Product: cyanocobalamin reductase / alkylcobalamin dealkylase
Exons: 3
Coding region: 183-1193 (336 amino acids)
Biological process (GO): cobalamin metabolic process
Cellular component (GO): cytoplasm
Molecular function (GO): cyanocobalamin reductase (cyanide-eliminating) (NADP+) activity; FAD binding; demethylase activity
Source: RefSeq, a predicted model, not a curated record
AUCAGCGUAUCAGGCGCGUGGUCGGGCAGAAUUUGUAAGCACAUUGAGUGAAGUGCUGUGAACCAGCAUGCUACAAACUUGUGAUUCUCACAGCUAAGAUUUGUGCCCCAGCCUGCAUCUAGUCAAAACACUUCUGUCAUUAGUGAAAAAUCCACCACCAGCAGCUUUUCUGCAUCAAGGUGAUGUCCUUGAACUUGGAGCCAUCCCUGAAGACCGAGCGCGCGAGAAAUGAGACGAAGAUGGCUUGUACGGAUGAUCAGUUUGUGCCGAACCACACGCAUACUCCGGCGACACGUUCUGAAGAAGAAGGGCGGCAUACAGCUCCUUUGCCUCCGAGUGGCGUACCCGACUCGUGCGAAGCUGCCCAGCUGCCUGAAGCAGGUGCUGCUGCUUACACCGCCGCCACCGCGGAUGGUACCCAGCUGACAGCGGCGCUGCGAGUGCUGCUGGAGCCGCUGGGCUUCGAGUGCCACCCGCUGCUGGUGGGCUGGUACAACGUACAGGUGUCAGCGCGCUUCUGGCUGCCGCAGCCGCCAGACACGCUGGCCGUGGUCGUUAUGAGUGCACCGGCCAUGUUCGAGCGCUGCUUCGUGCCACACCUGCGGCGCGCCGGCCGGCGGCCCGGCGCGCGCCGCGACCCGCUCGACUCGUGCAUGCGCGCCGUGCUGCCGGCGGCGGCGCGGCGCGUGCAUGCGGCGGCGCGCGUGCUGCACGACUUCGACAUGGCGCCGGGCCGGCGGCCGCGCGUGCUGGUGCAGACGGCUGGCCACGUAAGUGGUGCCGUGCACUUGUACCGGCGCGCCGAGCUCGCCGACGACCCGUGGCCGGCCGAGACCAGCGUCUGCGGGUGCUGCUUGCACCCUCGCUAUGGCGGCUGGUUCGCGCUGCGCGCGCUGGUGGUGAUGGAGGGAGUGGAGGCGCCAGCACUGCCCCGCAAGACGCCGCCGGAGAUCCUGACGACGGACGCGCAGAAGCGCGAACUGCUCGAGCUCUUCAACUGGCAUUGGCGCGACUGGCGCUACCGCGACGUGGGCGGCACGGCGCGCGAGCGCUACUCGCCACUGCAGCGCGAGUACUUCGGCACGCCGCCGGGACAGCGCGAUGCUCUGGUGGAGCGCCUGCUGACCGAUCCCCGCCCGCCGGCGGACGAUGGCGGCGGGGACGCGGCGCUACUGGACCUGCUGGACGCCUAG